This is a messenger RNA of Danaus plexippus (monarch butterfly), 1637 nucleotides long. It is a transcript of the gene Rap2l, whose product is annotated as ras-related protein Rap-2a. Gene Ontology annotation, molecular function: GDP binding; GTPase activity; GTP binding. The transcript has a single exon. Lineage: Eukaryota; Metazoa; Arthropoda; Insecta; Lepidoptera; Nymphalidae. Gene Ontology annotation, biological process: negative regulation of cell migration; Rap protein signal transduction. Bases 341 to 886 code for a protein of 181 amino acids. Gene Ontology annotation, cellular component: plasma membrane. The record is from RefSeq and is a predicted model, not a curated record.
CCAAUCAAACCAUUGCAAUAGAGUGCAUUGACCAACCUGCUGCUGGUGCCAUUUCUAGUAAAGAGCGAGUCAGUUGGAUAGAUGUUGCUUCCGCGUUUGUACUAUCAAGUGUAAAUCGAAUAGAAGAGCUCCUCAAUGCAAUCAAAGUUGUUUUACCACUCAUCUAACUAAAAUGGCGUCGCUGUUUAUCAUUUAGUUAUCAUUCUUUAAGUGAACGUCCCUCAGUGAUCGCAUCCGAGUGAGUCAUAAACCAACAUAGCAAUGACAUUUUUAUAGCACAAAGUGAGAAUACGUUUAAUCGUUGUAGAAGACUGGCAAGUGUGAUUUACAUAGCACAAUAAUGCGCGAAUUCAAAGUGGUCGUGCUGGGCUCGGGUGGGGUCGGAAAAAGUGCUUUAACUGUACAGUUUGUGUCCGGAUGUUUUAUGGAAAAAUAUGACCCCACCAUAGAAGAUUUUUAUAGGAAAGAAAUAGAAGUGGAUAACUCUCCAUGUGUUUUGGAAAUAUUGGAUACAGCGGGAACAGAACAAUUUGCUUCCAUGAGAGAUCUGUACAUAAAGAAUGGCCAAGGCUUUGUUGUUGUAUAUUCCUUAACAAAUCAUCAAACUUUUCAAGAUAUUAAACCAAUGAAGGAGUUGAUAACUCGCGUUAAGGGGUCAGAGCGUGUACCUAUUUUGUUAGUGGGUAAUAAAGCUGAUUUGGACCAUCAACGCGAAGUUUCGCAGACUGAGGGUUCGGCGCUGGCGCAGAUGUGGGGCUGCCCAUUCGUGGAAGCUUCAGCGAAAAGUCGCACUAACGUCAACGAAAUGUUUGCUGAAAUAGUGCGUGAAAUGAACGUUAGCCCUGAAAAGGAUAAGAGACCUUAUUGUUGUUGUACAGUGCUUUAAUAUUUAGUGUGUAAUGUGGCAUUUAUUUCUCGUAAGACUGCAAGGGCGUAAGGGCAUAGAGGGAGAACGCCCGCCUCAGCACAAGGGCCGCUCGCCUCCGGCGGGACCUGACCAGCGGCGCAGAGGCCUAGGUUGCAGGACCUUCGUCGGUCCCGCGACAAUUGCGAAGCGCGUCAUAUCACGUUGUUAAUAUCUUUGAUACAUACCAUUGUCCAAUUGAGGUGCUUUAUCUUAUAUUUUCAUACUUUAGUACUGGUAGAAACUCCCGCAGUAACCUUUUUCAUGAAGAAUAUAUAUUAUUUCUUAUUGGAAUAUUUUAUGUUCAGCUUGAAGUAAUUUUCAUUAUUAAAUUAUUUUACUCUUUAUAUUUAAAUUAAAUGUAAAAGCUGUAUCAGAUGUUGCAACCACAAUAAUAUUUGUAUUGUAAAAUAAUAUUAGUCAACUUUGUAUAUAAUUUCAUGAGAUUAAUGAUGUGGAAGGACAUGGAAGGUUUUAGAGAAUAAAAAGCCAUCCAAAUAUGCAAUAAUCUUAUAAUGAUUGUGUAGAGUGAAGUGCGAUGAGUAAGCGUUUACACCUAAGUCAUCAUGCUGAUUGUGUUUUAAUGUGUAAAUUGUUUAUAUAUGAGAAAUCAAUAAUCAAGGAAAUACAGACGGACAUUUGUCAGUUGCGUGAUUGUGUUUUAAAGUCUACCAGGAUUUGUGAUAAUACAUAUAACAAAGUAUCUAUAAUAAAAGUUUUAAGUGGGAGAUAA